CUAGUAAUAUGUAAUGAUAUUUGUCGGCUUCUGUAUCAUUUUUUUCUUUGAUUCGACUCGUGCAUCUUCUCCGAGGAUAUUUCAACGCUCAUCCGGAAGACAUGCAUCAUCUUCAAGAGAUUGAAACGGAAAACCAGUGUCGAAGAAAACGGGGUAUUCGUCGCUCAGGCUGCCAUAAGAAGCUCUGACAAGAGAUUAUAAGCUUGGUACAAUUCUAGGAGUCCACCUGCAAGCGUCAGUGUGUGUCACCAAUAUCAAUAUGCAGACAAUGUCAGACUUCUAUCCAUACGACCUUCCCGUUGAUCAAAGAUGUCAUAUUGCUUGGGUCCAACAAACUUGUUUCUCCGUCUGAGUGUACCAAGCAUUGAUUAUAAAAGCUCCCUCAUCUCGUCCACUCCAAUCCCGACAAUCAACUCAAGCGCAUUUCAACUCAACUGCACUUUCUAUACUCAUAUACUCACUUCCACAAUCCAAGCCCCCCACCACAGCCAAAAUGCUCAUCUACGUCGGCAAGCUCAACUACUCCCCCUACGCCUCGGACGAGAUCAUCGCCGUCGUCUUCCGCGACAACGUCCAGGUCGGAGACCGCGUAUCCGUCAUCCUCCAAUGGUCCAAGGACGGCAGUGGCCACGUGAAGGCGAACUCCAGCAACGACGGUACCGUGAACAAAGUGAAUGCCAGCUCCACCAGCGAGAGGGACAUCGAGUUCUUCAAUCAUGAGAAGGAGAGUACUUAUUACUGGUACAAGGGAAAGAUCUCGAAUACCAAGUUGACCUUGACAAUGGUUAAUAAGAGUGGACAGGAGGUGGCGAAGAAUAUUGAGCUGCAUCUCAGCUUUUUCUAAGCGCACAGGGAGAUGAUUUGGAUCUUUUUGGCUACAUCCAGCUGUGACAUGGCUCAGGAGCUUCAUGAGAGUCUAAUCUUCCUGCAUCACCAGCCCAGCCCGCACACCGAC
Aspergillus heteromorphus CBS 117.55 is the source of this 955-nucleotide messenger RNA. RefSeq lists its product as uncharacterized. The transcript has 3 exons. Bases 494 to 844 code for a protein of 116 amino acids. Lineage: Eukaryota; Fungi; Ascomycota; Eurotiomycetes; Eurotiales; Aspergillaceae. The record is from RefSeq and is a predicted model, not a curated record.